Messenger RNA from Morone saxatilis (striped sea-bass), 1296 nucleotides. RefSeq lists its product as uncharacterized. Lineage: Eukaryota; Metazoa; Chordata; Actinopteri; Moronidae. The record is from RefSeq and is a predicted model, not a curated record.
CUCUGCUCACUGUGGAUGUUUGACCCGGAAACACUUCCCCGUGUAGCGUUGUGAUGGCAAAACUGCACGGGUUAUAAAAACAAUAAAAUAUGUUUCUGUUACUUGUUUAAUAAUGGAGUAUCUAUGUAAUAGUCGAAUAAAUUCAAGAAUAGCUAGCCAGCGUUACGAAUGUUGCGCUUAUUAAACUUACGUUAACGUUAACGUUACAUUAGAAGCUUCUCGUUAGCUAUGUUAGCAUUCAGCUAACUGGCUAAACUAACAAGCAUAAGCGGUGAAACUCUUUAGAACUUCUGCAGCUGUUCUGGGGCCAGAGCUCUUUUCAAAAUGGACGUCAGCAUUGCCGUGUCGCUGAUUCGAGGCCAGAUGGGUGCCGUGGUGGAGCGAGCAGUGAACGUAGCGGUGGAGACGGUGCUGGCUGAGAUGCUCAAAGUGGUUGGAGUCAAGUUCGAGGAGCUGAAGGCCCAGUUGGCGCUGAUGAAGAGGGACGUCACGGCGUUGCAGAGGGAAAAGGCCCUGAAAGAGAAGGAGAACGACAACAUCCGGGCCAAGCUGCGCUACACCGAGCUGAAGCUGAAGUACUACAGGCAGGGAGUGGAGGAGGAGCUGCAGCAGAGAGCCUCUGCCUCCGCUCUGGUCCGCAUCCACCCGUCCACCUUCCAGCAAGCACAGAGAGGCGGUGCGGGUGUUUCCUCCACUGAGACCUCGCCAUCGUGCUCAACUCAGACCCGGAGCUCUGAGGCACUGCUGGCCAGAAGCAAACAAGAAUGCACCUCUCCACAGAGCACGAGCAGGCAUGCGAUCAGAGUGCGCUGUCACUCAGAUGCAGGGGCCGCCGGCUCCGACCCGCCGGAUUUGUUGCUGCCUAUCUCAAUCACUGUGAACACACCAACAGAAUCUGUGGACAGCAGUACAGUUUUGUUCUGUCCCGCAGAAGCCGCAGCUCAGAGCAAGGAUGAGGAGCAGGAGGGCGACUGUGAGUGGGCCGUCCCUCUGCAGCCGCAUGCAGAAGGCACGGACGCCAUCCCGGCCCCUCCACCGCUCCAGGUCUUGACUCUGGAUCCGGGGGAGCAGCAGCCAGUCGCCUGCUCGUUGACCCCCGAUGUUUCCCCUCAGGCCGAUAGCUCCACUCUGCCCCCUUCUGCUCCACAGUCCUGGUCGUCUCCUGUUGCGAUGCAGGUGAAGCAGGAGGUGGAGGAGGUGAUCUGUAUCAAGGAGGAGCCGGAGGACGAGCAGGAGGUGAUGGCCACCCUGCUCGUGGACUGUCAGGUGCAGCAGGGUCAUCUUCCAGAGUCUGAG